AUGCUACGAGGGGGCAAAGGUGGUGGCAACAACCCGCUGCAUGAGGCCCUUUUUAGCAGCAUCAUGGCGGGGGGCAAUGCGGGGCAUGAGGGCUCCUCUGGCGACGUGUUGGCGUUGUCGCAGUUGGAGACCCUCGCGGACAUGCUAGGAGUCUCACUCGACGACAGUUCCAUGUAUCGUCUCGCGUGGAGCUGGUCCUGCCAGAGACCGCUUAGCGUCACAAAGGCUGAAUUCAUGAAGGGUGUGAAGAUGCUAGAGGCGUCCCCGAGAAGAGCGAAAGCAGACGUGCUCACGCGGAAUUCAUCCGUAAAGGCACCGAGUCCGGAGUUUGAGCCGUGCCUUUGUCUAGUGCGGUCCCACUUGGACGAAGUGGACGAGUUGCUACACAAAGACUCUCAACAAUUCAGGCAGUUCUACCGCUUCAUGUUUGGAUGGGUGCGGGCGCCCGAAACCACGGCCCGGGGUCUGGGCGAGGUGGGGAUGAAUGUAGAGACAGCUGUGGAGUUGUGGCGAAUGCUGUUCCCUGAAUAUAAAACGUUUCUACAGCUUGAGGAGUGGAUAACAUUUUGCACAACCAAGGAACUCUUUCGCCGCGACGCCAUUAGUCGCGAUCUUUGGGAGCAGCUCUUGGAGUUUACGUCCUUAACUCGCUAUGACACAUACGACGUCAACGAUGCCUGGCCUAGCGCCAUUGACGACUUUGUGGAGUAUUACAAGACCCAGCGCCAAACGUCUGAGGGAGGGAGUUGA
This is a messenger RNA of Trypanosoma conorhini, 750 nucleotides long. RefSeq lists its product as uncharacterized. The transcript has a single exon. Bases 1 to 750 code for a protein of 249 amino acids. Lineage: Eukaryota; Euglenozoa; Kinetoplastea; Trypanosomatida; Trypanosomatidae. Gene Ontology annotation, cellular component: ubiquitin ligase complex. The record is from RefSeq and is a predicted model, not a curated record. Gene Ontology annotation, molecular function: ubiquitin-like protein binding; ubiquitin conjugating enzyme binding; cullin family protein binding. Gene Ontology annotation, biological process: protein neddylation; positive regulation of ubiquitin-protein transferase activity.